Molecule: messenger RNA, 2439 nt
Organism: Condylura cristata (star-nosed mole)
Lineage: Eukaryota; Metazoa; Chordata; Mammalia; Eulipotyphla; Talpidae
Gene: RAB2B
Product: RAB2B, member RAS oncogene family
Exons: 8
Coding region: 203-853 (216 amino acids)
Cellular component (GO): Golgi apparatus
Molecular function (GO): GTPase activity; GTP binding
Source: RefSeq, a predicted model, not a curated record
UAUAAUGGCAUGGACAUUUGUUAGAGGCGUCCCGGAAGGCGGUGUCAGCAUAUUACUGUGGCUCGGAUCAAGAGAGGAUUUCUUGGGAAAGCAAUAGAGACUUGAACUGGGCUAGAGGGGACGGAGAUCGGUAGUUUGAGUGGCUAGAGGGGCGGGAGGUAAGUGAAGUCGGGCGGACUCGGAGUCCAGAGGAAACGGGACCAUGACUUAUGCUUAUCUCUUCAAGUACAUCAUCAUCGGGGACACAGGUGUGGGGAAGUCAUGUCUCCUUCUGCAGUUUACAGACAAGCGGUUCCAGCCUGUCCACGACCUCACAAUCGGUGUGGAGUUUGGGGCUCGCAUGGUCAACAUUGAUGGAAAACAAAUCAAACUGCAAAUCUGGGAUACGGCUGGGCAAGAAUCCUUCCGUUCUAUCACCCGUUCCUACUACAGGGGCGCUGCUGGGGCCCUGCUGGUGUAUGACAUUACCAGACGUGAAACUUUCAACCACCUGACCUCCUGGUUAGAGGAUGCCCGGCAACACUCGAGCUCCAACAUGGUUAUCAUGCUGAUUGGGAAUAAGAGUGACUUAGAGUCCCGCAGGGAUGUGAGGAGAGAAGAAGGAGAGGCCUUUGCUCGGGAACAUGGACUUAUAUUCAUGGAAACUUCAGCCAAAACAGCCUGCAAUGUUGAAGAGGCCUUCAUUAACACAGCCAAAGAAAUAUAUAGGAAGAUCCAGCAGGGCUUAUUUGAUAUCCACAAUGAGGCAAAUGGCAUCAAGAUUGGUCCCCAACAGUGUAUUUCAACAUCGGUGGGAUCCAGCUCCUCCCAGCGGAACUCUGGUGACAUAGGGUCCAACUCUGGCUGCUGCUGAACAUCUGGCCUGAUCUCUUUUUUUCUUUCUGGAACAGCUUCAGAACAAUAGGCUUAAAGAAAGAGGUCUAAUUUGCUUUGGCUGAGAAAAGCCUUUAUCAAAGUGUGAUAUUUUGCCUUUCUACAUAAAAAGACCAGGGGAGAUUUGGUUCCUUGCUGACCUUUCCUUCUUCAGGGAUGUGAGCAUUCCCUAUAGCUAGAACUUUUCUUAUUCUUCUUCUGUUUUAAUUUCUACAAUAUUAGCAUCAAACUGAUUGUCAUGGUAGUCCAAAAGUAAAUGCAUUGUUUUAUGAGCCUACAUAAUGUGUGCCCCACAAAGUAAAAUUAGUAAUAGGAUCUCAGACAAUCUGCUUGGGCACUAAAAGUUAUGGAGAUCUAGAUAGCUUAUGAGCCAGAGAUCCUCUGCUUAGAAAUUUCAUUGAGUUAUUUCACUUAACCUGUCUUUGGAGACCACUUGCCACUUUAUAAGAGAUCUUGCAGAAGCUCGUUCCUUCUACUUGAACUUCUCAACGAGGCUAAAUACUUCUCUACCAUCCUAUUACUAGCUUCUCUCUAUCUUAGAGUAACUACACAACUUUUGAGAGCCACACAGUUUCUCCUGAAAUAUGGCUACUUAUUCUCAUUACUUAAAGAAAACAGUCUUUCCUUGCUUGCUUGUUUUAUUUUAGGGACCAGACAAAUUUGAGUGUCUUUUCUGCAAAAAUACAAUUACAUUAUUAACUAAGUCAAAUAGACUUUAACUAAACAUAUUUAGACUUUCUAAUCAAGCUAAUCUGCUUUCUGGACAUGGCGUAUUUACUCCCACCUCACUACCUUUGCUCAUGCCCCCGUCUAUGCCACCAUUAUACUCAAAAUCCAAAAUUUGUGUUUCAGAGAGCCUUCUUUGAACUCAACUUCUAGACGUUUACUGACACAGUAAACUUUAGUAAACCUUAGCUUUCAAAUGUUGUUUAUUCAUAUGUAUAUUUACUUGUAUUUAUGUUAUUCUGUAAAUAUGUUUUGUAGUUGUUUUAUGUGUGGGACCUGUCUCAUAUAGGUUGUAAGCUAAGCUCAGUGAGAGCAGGAGCCAUAUUAUCCCUUUACUUUUUGUAAAACAUUCCCUGUACGGUUCCUUCACGGUGCCUAGUGCAAUUCAUUAUGUGAUCAUUGACUUUGACUGACACACUUAAAGACUUGGAACAGGUUUAUCUGAGACUUCAGAGGAAACAAAAGGCCUUAGUGUCAUCUCUUUGUAAUUCUAUCCCAUUCUUCCCGUCUGCUUAGCCUGGAUUCUGUAUUGCUGCUUCCCUCACCUCUCUCUCCUUUCCCUGGCACUUUGCCUUCAUUCCAUGCAGCAUAUAGUAAGUUUGUCUGUUUCCAAGCUAUCAAAUAUAUGGUCCUCCAGCCAUUCUUCUUUUCAGCAGCAUAUAAUACUAUUCUAGCCAAGUCUGCUUUUUUUUAUUCCUCAUGCUAUCUUUUGGGUCAGUUGUUGUAUCUUUUUUGCUUUGACGUCCAUUCUCUUCUACUGCACUGAAAUCUUACGAAUUUUUCUUUUUUGUUGUUGUUGUUGAUGAACUGUUUCAUUAUUAAAUAUGUGCAUGUAUCCAG